Molecule: messenger RNA, 6070 nt
Organism: Oxyura jamaicensis (ruddy duck)
Lineage: Eukaryota; Metazoa; Chordata; Aves; Anseriformes; Anatidae
Gene: CDK6
Product: cyclin dependent kinase 6
Exons: 8
Coding region: 1150-2130 (326 amino acids)
Biological process (GO): regulation of G2/M transition of mitotic cell cycle; regulation of cell population proliferation; regulation of gene expression
Cellular component (GO): cytoplasm; nucleus; cyclin-dependent protein kinase holoenzyme complex
Molecular function (GO): cyclin-dependent protein serine/threonine kinase activity; cyclin binding; ATP binding
Source: RefSeq, a predicted model, not a curated record
CGGGGCCGGGCCGGGACCCCCCGGGGCGCCUCGCUCGGGGCCGGGCUCGGCCGCGGCGCUCGCGGCGACCCUUGCGGUAUGCGGCCGCCUUUGGCAGAGGCACAUGAAGGAUUUCAUUGAGUGUGAAGACAGAGAGCAGAGACAGAAAGCAGAAGGAGGCGGCUGCAGCCUUUGUAGUCGCGGAGGAAUGCGGAAAUGUUGAAGCACUAUGUCAAACUUUUUUUGAAACGGGGUCAAGUCACAUUCAGCCAGCGUGGGAAAGCAAGGGGAAAAAAAAAAAAAAAAAAAAAAAAAAUUGGGGGGGGGGGGAAAAAAAAAAAAAAAAAAAAAAGGCACAAAAAGCAAGCUGCCGCUAUGCUCGCCGGCUGAGCAGAGGCCGGCAGAGCGAGCGGGGAGAGCAGCGCAGCCGGGGCACGGCAGCCCGAGGCCGGUGCCCGAGCCCCGCGGCGGGGCGGCUGCGGGCGCGUCGCAACAGCGGCGGCGGCUCCCCGGGGGGCCGCCGGCCGCGGUGUUUUUUUGUUUGUUUGUUUGCUUGUUUGUUUUAGUUUUUAUUUUUUUUUCUUUUUUUUUUUCUUCGGCGUUUUCGUUUUCCCCGGGCAGCGUGGGGGCGGGAGGAGAGGGCUGGGGGACGAGUGGGAGCUGCCUUCUGCGCCAAGGUGCAGCCCGGCGGCGGCGGGAGGAUGCGAGCCGAGGGCGGCCGGGCGGCGGAGCAGCAGCAGCAGCAGCAGCAGCAACACCACCACCAGCAGCAGCAGCAGCAGGAGCAGCAGCAGCAGCAGCAGCAGCUACCUGUGUGGCCCGGGCGGCCGCUGCCGGGACCUGCCGGAGACAUCGCCAUGUGAAGGGGCAGACCCCGGGCCGGCUCUCCACCCCGCCUCGCUCAAUGGGAGAUCUAACUGGCCUCACCCAGACAAUGCUCCCAAAGACUGUAUGAUAAUUUCUGGCGGCUGCAAGAGGAGGCACAUCGGGGCCUGUGCAGCAGAGGAACGGGACCGGGGGGCCGAGAACUUCCUCUUGCUCACGUGGCAGGGCUACCAGGUGCGUGGCAGACCCACAGCGCGAUCCAAGUGCUAGCCUUCAGAAAGCCAGGAGGGACGGAGGGCUGCCCCGAGGCACCCCGGGCACGGGAGGAAGAGGAGCAGCGGCAGCAUGGAUAAGGACAGCACAAACCUGGCUGACCAGCAGUAUGAGUGUGUAGCCGAGAUCGGCGAAGGAGCCUAUGGGAAGGUGUUCAAAGCCCGGGACUUGAAGAACGGAGGCCGCUUUGUGGCGCUGAAGCGGGUGCGGGUGCAGACCAGCGAGGAGGGGAUGCCGCUGUCCACCAUCCGAGAGGUGGCGGUUCUGAGGCACCUGGAGACGUUCGAGCACCCCAACGUGGUCAGAUUGUUUGAUGUGUGCACCGUGUCACGAACAGACAGAGAGACCAAGUUAACAUUGGUGUUUGAACAUGUGGACCAAGACUUGACUACUUACUUGGAUAAAGUUCCAGAGCCUGGAGUGCCUACUGAAACUAUAAAGGAUAUGAUGCUUCAGCUGUUUCGGGGACUGGAUUUUCUGCAUUCACAUCGUGUGGUGCAUCGGGACCUGAAACCCCAAAAUAUCCUUGUAACCAGCAGCGGGCAGAUAAAGUUAGCUGACUUUGGCCUUGCACGAAUCUACAGUUUUCAGAUGGCUCUUACCUCAGUGGUUGUUACUUUGUGGUAUAGAGCGCCUGAAGUUUUGCUUCAGUCCAGCUAUGCAACACCGGUUGAUCUUUGGAGUGUUGGCUGCAUAUUUGCAGAAAUGUUCCGUCGAAAACCACUCUUCCGUGGAAAUUCAGAUGUUGAUCAGCUAGGAAAAAUCUUUGAUGUAAUUGGACUCCCUGAAGAAGAGGACUGGCCUAAUGAUGUUGCCCUUCCAAGAAAUGCUUUCGCUUCCAGACCCGCACAACCUAUUGAAAAAUUUGUACCAGAUAUUGAUGAACUGGGCAAAGACUUGCUUCUCAAAUGCUUAGCGUUCAAUCCAGCCAAGAGAAUAUCUGCCUAUGUUGCCCUGUCUCACCCAUAUUUCCAUGAUCUGGAGAAAUGCAAGGAGAAUCUGGACUCUCACAUGUCAUCCAGCCAAAACUCCAGUGAGGUGAAUGCAUCAUAAUGCUGACUGAAGAUGAACCUAUAAAUGAACAAGACAUGUAGCUGACAAGGCCACUGACCCAUAUAAACCACAUAGCUGUUCUAGUGAAGAUCAUUAUUUGGAGGUUUUAAACACCUGUCUUUUAUUUGGGGAUUGUGAUGUGCUUAUCCAAGGAAACCAAUCUAGUUUACUUUCAUCAGAGCGAUGCAAGGAACAGGGUUUUGACCUGCUCCCAUUGCAGCUUUAUGUUUGUUUUGUUUUUGUUUUGUUUAUCUACCUGGGAAAACUCCAGACGAAGAGAAGCUGCUGACCAGUUUUGCUGCCAUUUUAUCAUUUUAAUAUUGAAUGCUGCCAGUGUGGAGUAGGAUGAUCAAGUCACUGCCAAAACAUGAUGCAAUCUCUCUCUCUAGCUGCUGAAGCAUGAUUUGGUACUUUUAUUAUUAUUAUUAUUAUGUGAUCUCUUAAAGUGAUAUUUAAAGAAUGGCAUUGAAAUAUCAGAUCUCUGCAACCUGCAGUUAACUGAUACAUACAUUUACAGCUACUACAUUUACAUACAUCCAGCUACUGUGCAUCGUAGAAUAUAUGCAGGUGCUUCCCCAGUUGAAAACUUGGAUGGAUUAUUUUAUCAUUUAAUUGCUCUAUAAAAAUAAUAGUGAUGAUGGUGAUCAUAAUAAAUGUCUCAACUUUUAGUUUUUUUAAUACACAAACAAGUUACUAUCCAGUUAGGUUUGUGUGCAUGUUUCAAAAGCAAGUCUUUUAAAGAAACUUAUAGGAUCCCAUUCUUAAAGAUCCAUUCAGUUUCCACGUAUUUUAUGUUGGAAUAUGUGCACAUUCUAGCCCAUCACCUAACCCAUCAUUCCUCCCUGGAAACAGCUGCAGGCACAUUUUCUCUAUCUCGUUCUGAAUUUUCUGAUAUGCAGUUCAAAGACAUGAGCAGAGCCAAUUAAAAUGAAUACAGGUUUGUGCCUUGAACUUGUUCUCAUUAUCAGCUGAAAAGGAACAGAGACAAAAUUAGAUUAGAAGCAGAGAAUCCUAUACCUGUAAAGAAGUACAGGUGUUUAUCUGUGCUGAAUUGCAUGCUGUGUACUGCGCUGCCUUACCUGCAACACCCCCCAUACAUCACAAGUGCAUGAACGUUACUGUCACAAAAUCUCUCAGAUGUCAUUUAUUAAGACUUGUUUUCUAUGCAGAAAUGCAUGAGCUUCUCUCCUAAACCACCAUGUGGGUAUACUGGCACAUGCUUCUCCACUAGGGCUAAUGUGCCAUUAUUGAAUGUCAAAAUAACUGAGUAAUUCACGUGUCUUUAUAGCACAGUUAUAUUAAAUAUUACAUUAAUUUUUUAUAUUUAGUACUUUUACCUUAACUAAAAUAUAUUUUCAGUAUUUUAAAAAGAAACUUUUAUUUUUUUAAUACUGUACUGGGAAAAAGAAAAAAAAAAAAAAAAAAGUAUUUUGAAUCCAUAAAAGCUGUUCCCUGGCAUGACUUCAGUGCAUAUACCUGGAUAUGACUUGGGGGGAAAAAUGGUCCAAGUUAGCCCUUACCAUGAAUAUAUAAAUACACACUAUUGCAGUAUAACUGAUGAUAAGUGAGGCAGCUAACUUUGCUUACUCCUAUGAUAGUCCCUUAGGCCACUCUCUUCUUCAUCUCUACUUCAUCUUGUCUAGCUACUGAGCCAGCAUCAUACCCUCCCUCACAGCAUGCUUGGCAGAAGCAGGUCCUGAGCACUGAGUUGAGCAAUGUAUUUUUUCUGGAUCUGGCAAGGGAACCUGCAGCUGCCUCCCUGGCAGGUUUUUCAGACCUGUGGCAUACUGGCUGUUGUGGUGGACCUCACUGUUAACUCUGUUUCAGGUAUCUGCACUGUCUGGGACAUGGUCCAUUGCUAAGAGAGUGAGUAGAUCUUACUGGUCUCUUGGAUAAAGCUUUUCUUUACUGUUAGAUGCUUAACCAUGCGACUUAUUGUUAAAUUAUGCCUACUUCAAAUAGGACAGGUUUUAAAAGGACCACUUGCACGCAUGCAUGCAUUGGCCUGUGCUUUUCUUCAUGCCCAGAAUGAUACAUACUGGAAACCUACCAGCAUGAACAGGCAAGUUGCAAAUUAGGCCUGGCAAGAGCGUGUACAAGGCAUCCACACAGAGAUAAUACAGAUGCAUAGCACAAGAAUUUUGGAAGCUCUGCAAGUGGCAAGCUGAAGGCCAGGGAGCAGUCACAGCAGCUAACUCCUCUAAUCUUGGCCUCGUUUCUGUCGUUAUCUCCUCUCCUACACCCGAAGAGAACGGCAAACCCACUGCACUGGUGUUGAACCAGCCCUAUUCCUCCAUGGUUCAAUGGACCUGAGUGUGAAUAGUUUUUUGACGCUCAUGGGAGAAGAUAGGCCAGAAUUAAUUUUUUUAUAACAAUUUUAAAACACUAAUUAGAACAAACAGACCCAACUUUUAGGAUAAUCUUGCCAGAGCAACAAAUAGAAAAGUUUUCUACACGGUUUAGCACUUUUUUAAAUAUUCUGGAUUUUACCUGCCACCAAGCUACCGUGCAUGUUAUAUCAGGGCAUUCAGCUGGUGUGGCUUCCCAGCAGCUGUCAGGGAACGCUCCCAGAGCUCUCCAAGAGCUCACAUAGGGUGAAAAUGUGUGUGUUUCUCUCUGUGUGUGUGUGAGAGAGAGAGAGAGAUUUCUGACUGUAAGCAAAUUAUUAGGGUGAGACAAAAUAGGGAAGUUAACACUUUAAGCCAAAGGUUGCUUAGUGUGGGCCCAAGAACUAACGAGAAUAUGGAAAUUGCAAGAAAAUGAACUACUGGUGCAGAAUUUACCAGUGCAUGGUAUCAGAAGUAGAGCUCAAGAUAGCAGCAGAGAAAAGCAGGAGCUGGCCUAUGGAAUCAGAAGUAGAGCCUCUGCAACAUGGUGCUGUAUGUCGUCUAAUAUAGGAUCAGGUUAUAAGUGGGAGUAUUCAGGAGAAAGAUUGGAAGAGGUUGCAUUAAUUUUUGGUUCUGCAACAUCCUUCUAGUGGGAAUGGCAGCAAGAAAAAAUGAAAUCUGUCUUGACAUGGUUAGAAUAAAGAUCUUUUUUUCCCUUGUGGUAGCAAGGGACUGGAUUCAAAGGCAUAAGGACUUUUCAAAUGACCUCCUUUUCAAAAUCUUUUCAGGAAGAAAUUCCAGUAGUCCUCUCUGACAUGCCUUAGGCUUCAUCUGAUUCCCAUUUUCCCUGCCAAGACAUAAGGCUUCACUUACACUAGUAAACUGAGGAGUCCUGUUCCCUGGCUGGGCAAAGUGCUGGCACUGGCUGAAAGCAUGCUGGGAAUCAUGCUAAUGAUGAGACAGUACAGAGACAGCUGUGGGACUGUGCUCAAGCCAUGCCCUUGCUCUUCUUCAACUGGUAUAGCUGUAGUCUUGAAGUUUCUGUACUCAUUACUGCUGUAUGUGUAGGAUGUAGAAAUUAUACAUGUGAAAAAAUUGCUCCUUUUCACAGAUAUUCCAGACUGAGAUGACAACUCUUCAUACACCCUUUAAGUAACACUUUUGAGUGCAGUUCUUCACAAUAACUAUGCCCAUACUUAUAUGUUCUAGAGGACUCGUUCAACAGCAGCUGAAAAACACUGGCAAAAAAUAUAUUAAAAGUAGGGUUGGUUUCUUAGCUCCUAAAACACCCACAAGCAGAUACUGUGCUCUACGCACUAGACAACAGGAUGUUCUGAGUAACAGAAGGAGCAAUUUCCAUCUCCAACAAACAUUUUUUUUUUUUUGUCACUGCUAAAUAAUUCUGCAGGAAAAGCAGAUCCAAUAGCCAAGGAAAAACAUCACCAAAGCCAGGUAGUGAAGUGCUGAGCCAUAGCAACAUGCCUGGAGCAGCCCCUUUCUCACUGCACCCAGUCCCCACGCUCAGUCUAGCUCUCCAGUUCCUCUCUUUCAGCACCCAUAUGGAAACCAGUUUUCAGUGACACUUGCAGGUGCUAUUUCCAACAAGAUUCUUA